CUUCCACCCCCUUUAGGUACCCCCUGUAUCAGCUAGGAAACCCCCAACUGAGGAUUUUCCGGCCUAACUUCUUCAUGACACUGGUGAGGCCUGGUGUGCCGCAGCCAGAAGACACUGUACAAUUCCGUAUCUCCAUGGAGUAAGUGCGAGCAGAGGAACAAUAGACAAAGGGGGUUCAUCUGCUUCUCAGAGCAUGUCUUCGCUACUCGCUGGAUCCGCAGGCAGCAAUAAAUCCAGUAGGGUUUGUAUAACACAAUAAAUUGAGCACUCUCCUGUCGACUCCAGCAUAACACCAAAAUGAGAAUAGUAGUUGGAGUCUAUGGGAGAGCAUCUGCUGUUGACUGACUUCUGCGAAGGUACUGUGGAUGACUAGACUGGAUGUUAAGAAUUAUCUAGAAAAAAUAUACAAUGUUCCAGUGUCGGCAGUGAGGACCAGAAUACAGUAUGGUGCAAACAACAAAAGGAACCACAAGAACCAGAAAGUGAAGAUCCCAGAUUACAAGGUUGCAUAUGUGCAGCUGGGUCAGGGACAAACCUUUCAGUUCCCAAACCUAUUUCCAGAGAAAAAAGAAACCACAGAACCUGGCUCUAUGGAAGAAAUCCAAAAGCAGUUUAUGGAGAAUGAGAGACAGAGGCAAACAGCUGACCCCAGACGAGGAGGAGUUACUGACUGGUUUGGACUUUAAUGGAACAGGGGAGCUGCCAUUCUUUAGGCCUCUCUGAAGGAAUCCGAUCAGCAGAACCUGCAUCUUUCUCUCCCUAUGACACAGGGUUUAUUUUCAAGCAGUCUCUUUUUGCAUAACUACAGCAAAAUGGCACAAAAGAGAAAUAAAAGUAAAAGGAACAAA
Pelodiscus sinensis (Chinese soft-shelled turtle) is the source of this 848-nucleotide messenger RNA. The record is from RefSeq and is a predicted model, not a curated record. Lineage: Eukaryota; Metazoa; Chordata; Testudines; Trionychidae.